Messenger RNA from Drosophila obscura, 1864 nucleotides. RefSeq names its product elongation of very long chain fatty acids protein. Gene Ontology annotation, biological process: fatty acid elongation, polyunsaturated fatty acid; very long-chain fatty acid biosynthetic process; fatty acid elongation, saturated fatty acid. Gene Ontology annotation, cellular component: endoplasmic reticulum membrane. Bases 373 to 1464 code for a protein of 363 amino acids. The transcript is spliced from 8 exons. Gene Ontology annotation, molecular function: fatty acid elongase activity. NCBI's taxonomy places the organism in Eukaryota, Metazoa, Arthropoda, Insecta, Diptera, Drosophilidae. The record is from RefSeq and is a predicted model, not a curated record.
GAUUCGAUUCGUGUGUGCUAAUUUAGAGUGAAAAUACUGCCAUUUGUUGUUUGUUGUGUUUCGUUCUCAUCAUCAUCAUCAUCGUCGAGGUCGGCGAAGCGGAAAAGUAGCGACAACUAAAGCCGAUCGUCGCCUUUUCAAUUUCCAAAAGCGCGCGUCCAUCCGUAUAUCUGUGUUCUCUCUUUCCGUCUCUCUCUGUGUGUGUGUGUGUGUAUAAAAUUCUUUCGUUUUAACCAAAAUUCACCGCCGAAAUAAUACAGUAAUCGACUCGACUGCCGGUUUCCUCGCCUCGCAAAACUCUGAAGCUUUCUUGCACCGAAAUCAGGUGCACUUUGAUAGGACAGAAGGAGACCGGACAGGAGCAACAUCAGAAUGGCGAUCAUACUGCAAGAGGCCCAGGAGUGGUACAGGGAUCUCAUGGACAACAAGAGCGAUCCCCGUGUGAAUGACUUCUUUCUGCUGUCGUCGCCACUGCCGACCCUCGGAAUGUGCAUAUUCUAUGCAUACUUCAGCACAUCCCUGGGACCAAGACUUAUGGCCAAUCGGAAGCCAAUGGAACUGCGCUCGGUGCUAGUCAUUUACAACGCGAUACAGACGAUAUUCAGCGCAUGGAUCUGCUAUGAGUACUUAAUGAGCGGCUGGUGGGGCCACUACAGCUUUAAGUGUCAGCCAGUUGACUACGGCAACAGUCCCCUGGCCCUGCGGAUGGUCAACAUUUGCUGGUGGUACUACAUAUCCAAAUUCACCGAGUUCUUUGACACACUCUUCUUCAUUCUGAGGAAGAAGAACGAGCACGUAUCCACACUCCACGUCAUUCAUCACGGCUGCAUGCCGUUCUCGGUCUGGAUGGGUCUUAAGUUUGCCCCAGGUGGACACAGCACUUUCUUCGCCCUGCUCAACUCGUUUGUGCACAUUGUGAUGUAUUUCUACUACAUGAUCGCAGCCAUGGGCCCCAAGUACCAGAAGUUCAUCUGGUGGAAGAAGUACCUGACCACCUUCCAAAUGGUUCAGUUCGUGGCCAUCUUCACGCACCAGUUCCAGCUGCUGUUCCGCGACUGCGACUAUCCCAAGGGCUUCAUGGUCUGGAUCGGCCUGCAUGGCGUCAUGUUCCUGUUCCUGUUCUCCGACUUCUACAAAGCCAAAUACCUGAAUGCCGCCCGUCGUCGCCGGCAGGCUGUCAAGGCCAAUGGUCAUGCCAAUGGCAAUGGCCAUGGCCUGCCCGCCAACGGCCACAGCAAGCACUUGGGCAACGGCGAUGCACCACUGACCGCCAACGGCAGCAACAAGGGGGCCUGCAUGCCCGUGCUGGAGGACGAGUACGUGACGAGGAACGGGAAUGGGAACGCGAACGGGAACGGGCAUGCCGGUGGUGGCUUCUUCAAGGAAGGCGCGCUGUCCAGCAACGAGUCCAUCUUGAAUCCGGACAGCAGUAGCUCUAGUCUGCACCAGCGCAAAGUCAAAUAACUACUACUAAGAUUUACUACGAUGAUAUUCAUUAUGUUUACUGUUAAGUGUUAGCGUGUAACCGAACCAGAUUGAAGAACAAGACGGGAAAGACGGGCAAAAAGGGCAAGAAGCAGCUGCAGUAUGACCAUUGGAACUGGAACCUGGCACGGAACCUUCAACCGGGAGAACCAUUCGCUUUGUGAACUGUUCUUUUGAUAACUUAUAAAACAAAUAUGUUUAAUACACAAAUUAAUUCACCUCGGAAUCCUCUCCCCCACCCCACCCCACCCGAACCCCAAUCGAACAUUUUAUGAACGUUUUCUAUUGUGGCACAAGUUUACAAGACCCAGAAACAGACCAAAACCCACCCACCCACCCUCCUCACGAUCCCAUCACAGACGCAGACACAUACUCGACA